UUUCGUUUUCUAUGGUAUUUAUAACGUUAACGUUAGACUAAAACCGAUAUACAGAUCAAUCAGUUCAAACGAGAUGUCUUCGUAGGAGCAUUUCUUUACUGUGUUUUUCAUCAAAACGACUCCGAAUGUCUUCUCGAAGUCAGACAAAGCUCCAAACUGUAAAGAAAGCCCUGGACCACUGUGAUGGAUCAGUGAAAGAGGCCACGGAUUUGUAUACCACUUUGAAUGAUUGUGCCCAAAAAUUGGAUGAAACAGUAAAAGAAAAGCUGUUGAGUAAAACGAAAAAUACAACCUCAAUCUACCGACUGGCAAGGGAAGAUCAAAAGCUUGGAGGGGCCCUUUUUGAAGCUUUAAAGAAGUUAGAGGAUAGUAAAAAAUUUAAUCUGUCUGAUGUCUGGCCAAAAUACCAUUACCUAAUUGAAGUUUUGAAGCAUGAACAAUCAUCCAGAGAUAAAUUUGAAAAAGAGAAAGGUGUAGGUAUGGAACUAGAAGAGAGACAAAUCCUAUUAAGCCCUAGUAUUAUAAAAAUAUUAGGUGAAACACAAAAACUUAAAUCACUGGGAGUUGACUCUAAAAAGCUGGAAAAGGCCAAAGAGCAGUAUGAUGGUAUCAGCCAUCAACUGAACAGUAGUCCUGAGUUACAUUCCUUGAAAGAAAAGCAAAAGAAAACCAUAAUUGAACCUCAACACAUUAAUGCAUCACAUCGCAAAAUAGCACCAGAUCUUUCUGAAGUUCUUGAGCUGGCAUGGGGACGCCAAGUUGAUUUUUCACAGGAAGCAAUAAAAGAAUUAUUUUUCAUGUUGGAGACAUAUCUUCAUGUCAAAGAGAAAAGUCGUUCUACAUCAACUGGUGUCGUGAGUAGUGGGGACUUACAUUCAUCAUCAACAAGUACAUCACAGUCAUUAUGUCUCUCAACAGAAAAUAUCCAUAUAGUUCUAAACCAAUCUCCUACAAAGUACAAGAAGGACCUCAUAGAAAAAGCUGUUAAAGAAUUGGAACAACUUGAGACUUAUGUUAGAAAGUUUUCCAACAGGGAAGAAAAGGUUUUCAUUUCCCAAAAACAAAAAAGAGAAUGGUAUGAACAGUGCUUACAUGCAACUAAAGACCUGCUGGAAUCUGCACCAUGUUCAAAAAGACCAUUAUGCCGUCUGCUUCAGACUGCAAGAGAUGAUGGAACUCCCAACAGUAACAGAGCACUAAAUGAAUAUUGCUCCCUCCUGCGCCUAGAAAUGUUAUUUAAUGGAAUGGAAAAUCCAAAGGGUGAGAGUCAGCCAAGGAGGGACACUGCAACUCCAAUUGUCCAUGUCCCAUCAGUGCAAAUGAGUAUGAAAGACAUAAUUCACAGCAUGGAAAAAUAUUUUCCCCAUGAUUUAUUAAAGGAAGCUCUGGAAGACUUCAGGAAGCUACAAGACAUUGAGGAAAAGAUUGCCUAUGAUGAAAAUUUGAGGUCAAGAAAAGUUGCAUGGAAAGAGAGAUCGCGUGGAGGAAGUAAAACAUACGUCGAUGAUAAAACACCAAGCAGGCCUCUUCAUGCAGUUCUUCUUCGUGCUCAGAAAGAAGGAAUUAAUGGAAGUGAAUCGGCCCUGAUGGAAUAUGGUUCCAUGCUCCAUUCAGAGGUGCUUUAUGAAAGCAAAGAUAACUUUACACAGAUUUCAGCAGAGUCUCUGGAAGUGAAUGAAACAAUGAAUUCCCAAUCCAAGCACAAAAGUGUAGUUAAUGUUGGAAUGGAAUCGUGCUCAGUCCCCACAAUUAAUGAGAGGAAAGAAGAGGAGCUGCGCCGCAAGAGAGAGAGAAAAGUAGAGGCAAAAUCAGGUAGUGAAGAAAAACCAGGUGUUCGGGCAGAAUUAGGAAUUGAUCCAAAAUCAGGUGGUGAUGUAAAAGGGAUGCAAGGCAGGGCAGGGUCCCAUUACAACAAGGAACAAGACUAUGAUCUAAGGAGACGUGAUUUUGAUGAAAGUAAAGAAUUUGCUCUACAGCAGGAAAUAGACAAGCUCCAGGAUCAACUGAGAAUCAAGAACUCAGAAAUAGAGGACCUGACAACUAGAUUGAGUCAAGCUGCAAGUAGAAGUCUAAUGCAUAACAAUCCCAAUAUAGCUGAUCUGAGUGACAAGAAUCGUCCAACAAAAAUAGGGGAACGUUUUGAACAACUUUUUGACAAUGAGUGGUCAGAUGCCCAUGAAAUCUUAAAGUCAACAAUUUCAGAAAGGGAAAUUUAUAUUAUUCUAAUAGAAGUUGUCAAGGAUGUGUACAAGUUUUGUAAAAAUGCCCUACAACAACAGAUUUUGAAUAUUAAAGAAAAGCUAGAGAAACAAAUCAGGGAACCCAAAUUUGAAGAGGACAAAAAGGAAUUUGUUGCUGCUGCUCCUGGGGAAAAGGAUGACAUGUUGAGUUGGAUGUGUGAAAAAAGUGCAUCUGAGUUUCAGAAAGGAAAUGCCAUCCAUUCAGUUUUAGGAUUAUCAAAGAUCUACAAGGAAUAUUGUAAGCACAGAGCUUUCCUCCGAAAGGAACUCAGAUCUUCAAAACUUGAAAAAAUCUACCCUUUUAUCGAUGCAACUGUUGAACUUUGUUGGCUGAUGUGCGCCCAGACUCCACCAAUGCAGUUAGUCUUUGCAGAAAAUAAAAGUACCGUCAAUAAAUCAUACUUCCGGUGUACUGGGCACACCGGUAACAAAGUCGACGUAUGUGCCUGGCCGGCAGUUAUACUUCACGACGGGGGACCUGUCGUCACGAGGGGACACGUUUUACCGUCGUAAAAAAAAAUUGUUGAUAUUAACUUUUUUUGAGAGAGAAAUGGAGUGUUUACUUUUCAAAAAUCUUCAUUAUUUUCAUAGCAGUUCAACUAUAAUGUCACACUCAUGAAAGACAGAAAUAACUCAUACUAUAUUCCAAAUAUACACUUCUAUUUAAAUUGUCAAGUUGAAUUUCAUGUUUGCCGUAAUUCGAACUUAGAUGCUUUUAAAAUUACGGAUGUAGAUACGGAUAUUUAAACUUUACAUUGAAUCAAUCUUAAAGUGUGUCCUAUUUUUUACAUUCUUUUUAUGGCGGGUUUCCAUUGCCUAUGAACUUUCAUCAUGUAGAGUCGGCAGAGCUGUCUUGAUGUACUAUUUGAUGCAUUUCUAAUAUGGGAUAAAGAUGCCCAAACACAAUCACACAGCGGGCACGAAGCAUCGUUUUUGAAAGGGGGAAGACUCGACCAAAAAAUCUUGACAAGCAAAACAAAAAAACAAAAACAAAAAAAAGGAAAAUAGGCCUCUUUCAUAAGUCUGAAAAUCCUAAUCCGGGGGGAGGGGGGGGGGAUAUCCCAAUUUCACAAUUUAUCUUCAAUUUCACUGCUUUCUUCCUUAUUUUCAAUUCAAUUUUUUAAUGGCCCCAUAAAAGGGCGGGGGGGGGGGGGGGUUGGCAUCUCCAUGUAAAUUGAUUUUUUAUCUGUAAAUUUCAGAUGCUACGUGCCUGCACAGAUAUGAUAAACCCUUUUAGGAAGCCAUUGUCUUUGCCAUUUAUACUUGUAUAACAUUGAUGUCUAUUUAUUUCUUAUUUGGUCUACAGUAUAUAUAAGUAACUUUACAGGACAAUCUGUAAAUUUUCAUGUGCUAUGAGUAGUUUCUUCGAUCUUCUUUCUUACCGUCCAUAUAAAAGUGUAAGACUACUUUGGUCAACAAAAGUUGUUUUAUUAUCAUUUUGGAUUGCUGUAGACAUGGUGAUGAAAUUAUUACGUAUUGGUUUCUGCCUGUACUAUUUACUCUGUAGACAAUCGUAGCUGGCCUAAGUGUCAUUUGAUCUGGUCUCUAAGACUCCGUUAUAAUAUGUAGGUAACAUUGUAUUAUAUGCAUUGAUUUUUCAUUGUACAAAAUGAAAAACAAUUUAAAUUUCCUUUCUAACUAAUCUAUGUAUUUUCAUAUCACUACUUCUAUUACCAAUUAACUUACGUAAAAGUAGAUAUAAUUUAAAUGAUAUAUCUUGGACAAAUAGACUUAAACAUUCAAAGCCUUUGUAUGUAUUGGUUGUUAAUUGUAGAUGGUAGACAGAUGGACACACUGAGUUGUUAAUUAAUUGUAGAUGACAUAAAAUAUUAGAAAAAUAUUGGAAAAAUGUACGCGUAAACAUGUUGUUGCCUGUAAAUAUAAUUACCAUCUAGACAUUUUACAUAGCGUUCUGUAGAUUCAAAUUUCAUUUCAAAUGACAUUUGUAAGUAGAGCAAAGAUACUGUAGCAGUUCAUUUAUGUAUAUAUUUAUUUCAUUUUUUUUUAUUUAGAAGAGAUAUCUGGUAUUUCAAACCUAGAACCAAACCUGUGUGUGUAUGGGUGUACAAAACAAAAGACACAGUUGUUUGACAGUAUAUUGGGUGAUGAAUUAAUGUUUACCAAAGCCUGCCGAGCACGACCAUGUAUCGUGUUUACGUUUAGUGCUCCUUAAUUAUGAAACUGUCUGACAUCUUUAGUCUGACUUCAGUCCUUAAAUUUGCACUUUUAUAAAAAAUCUUACGAUUGCUCUUGUAAGGGUUCGAUGGUCUUGGCCAUUUUUGGACUGUAUUGUCCCUCUUAGAAGAAUUCUGUGUAAAAAUAUAGAAAAAAUACCCAAAUUCAAAAGAUUAAAUAUGUGAAUUUUUUCUUUUCUUAACAAAAGUGUAUAGCUUAACAAUCCAUAUCCAAAAAUUUUAAGUAGAUGUGAUAAUUAAUAUGUGGACCAGCCAGCCUCCUUAAAGAGGGUUACAGAAAAAAAAUAUUAGCUUUUAAGAUUGCUACAUGUAUCAGGCAGACUUAAUGAUGAAGAUUCUUACAAAGUAAGUUUAAAAUGACAACACUCUAAGUUUUCGCUAAAAUUUCUUAGUAAUCUUAGCUAAGUUUAGAUCUUAUGAUUAAGUCUGGGAUUACAGACUUAAGAUGGUUUCAUGAUCACGGAGCCAGACUCAUUAUAGCACAACAUCACUAACGUCAUUCAUUAGUUAUUUUUAUAGGCCUGUCUAUUAGGUAGUUUCCUCUAUUUCUGAAAAAACCCCUGAUGUAAUUCAUAUAAAAACUGACAAAACUGAAAUCUGUGCGAUCCAGAGAAUUGACCCGCCUCUGUGUCUCUGUAUGAAUAUAGGCAUAAUCAUUCCUUAACUUUAAAAGACUGUUUUACUUUAAAAUGUUUCGUGCUCAUUGAAUGUCAAACUGUAAAUUCAAGUAGUCUUAAUAAAUAAUGUUUACAAUAUUCAA
Molecule: messenger RNA, 5195 nt
Organism: Magallana angulata
Lineage: Eukaryota; Metazoa; Mollusca; Bivalvia; Ostreida; Ostreidae
Exons: 14
Coding region: 126-2753 (875 amino acids)
Source: RefSeq, a predicted model, not a curated record